Molecule: messenger RNA, 2783 nt
Organism: Populus nigra (black poplar)
Lineage: Eukaryota; Viridiplantae; Streptophyta; Magnoliopsida; Malpighiales; Salicaceae
Exons: 7
Coding region: 18-2108 (696 amino acids)
Source: RefSeq, a predicted model, not a curated record
AAAAAUAAAAAAAAAUCAUGAGGACGACCUCUCCUACGUCACCAGAAAUAAUGGAACUCUUCUCUAAACUAGCAUUCGAACUCCAAACCCUAACUCACAAUUCGCCAAUCAAUCAAGAACAACAACAACAAGAGUUCAAUGAUUCUUCAAUUGAUCCCUCAAUCUCAAAGCUAACUCUGUCUCUCACUCACAAUCCUGGGGUUAGGGUUUUGGACACUGCUUUAUCUCUCAUGUGCUUUAAAGCGCCACAGGUUCUUGACUCAGUGGUUGAGUAUUCUGUGAAGACAAUUGUUAGUGUCUUGUCUUCAUCAAUAUGUUGUGAGGUGUUCCGGUUUCAUAAUGAAGAGGUUCUGCAGAUCGGGAGCUUCAUUUCUCGCGGCCAUUGCAUGGAACUAAUUGAAUGUGUUUUUGAUGUUAUUUCAAAAUUGAAGGAACAUGGGAUGCCUAUUGAUUUGCUGUUAUCUGCUGUGGUUAGAGUUGCGGCUUCAGCUUCUUGCUAUAAAUAUAUAUCCCCAUCAAUGCGUGUUCUUGAUGUUAAAUCCAUUGAUGGAAGUAUCACUGCUAUCUCAAAGCUGCUGUGUCACUUGCCCUUGGAUUUCUCCCUUAGCAACCAUGAAAUACCAACGAGGUUGUUAAUUUGGUACCUUGAUCCAUUAGCUCUAAAGCAUGAUAUUUCAAAAAUCUUGCAAGAAACCAUAAAAAGACCUUUCCUUUGUUUGAGCAUGGAAUUUUAUGAGAGGAUGGAUUGGCGCUCGAUUCUUGUAUCCCUGGUACUUUCUCCAAUUAUGUUCAUUGAUACCAGAGCUCUAUUACAUGACUGGUUUCUGCAGACGGGUCUUAGUUCUGUUGUAGAGCUUCUGAUGGAAUUAGUUUCACUCAUACUAGAUGUAAUUUCUAGACCAACAUGGUGGGGUCUAUCAUUAGAGCUGGGAUUGAGGCUUCCAUUUUCUAAUGCAUAUUUUCCAUAUCAAAGUGAUUUCUUGAGGACUUUGACUGGACCCUUCUCGUAUGAAAGUUUCCUACAAUUAGUUCACAUGACAAGAAAAUCAGCUUAUCUGCAUAGAGAACUAUGUGAUCCAACUAUCAAGCCAUCAGCAGUGAGGGUUGCAUCAAUAGAUCACAAAUCUAUCUGGGCCCUGGCAAUAAGCUUUCCAGAUUGGUUCUAUUUUGCUUCAGUUUUACUCUUUUCUGAUGAUAAACAUUCCCAACAAAAUAUUCAAGUAAAAUGCCCAUUAGGGGUACCGGAAUUUGGGCAACUACCUGCUUCUGCUGCUGCUGCAACUUUUAUUGCUUGGAUUCUGAGCCCUGUUAACAAAUCUAAUCAGGAUGCACUGUUUGAAAAUCUGACUAAACUAUCAAAGUGUUGGAAUCUGAAAGAAAUCAGCUCGGAUAAUAGUCAGAAUGGGAUGGCUGGCUACAAGAAGAAACUUAAGAAACCCAGAUUUUGCGACAGCAAGGAGGAUUCUACUCUUGGAAACAAGUAUGAUUGUCAAGUCAUUAUCCUCUGGCUCAAACAAUUCCAGAAUAUCAUGAAGCAUAAUGAAACCAUUGAUGAGUUGGCAUUCUGUGAGGCAAAGUCUUAUGCUCUUCUCCCGCAGCAUGAUAAGCUGUUCAGAAGAAUACCACUAGGCAUCUUGACUGGGUCCUCCGGUUAUAUAAACGAAAAUGGAUGUGAGCUGCUGCUUCAUUAUGCUGCCACUGGUAGGAUACUCGACUCACUUGGAACUGAGAAUACUAGCUUGAAACAUGUAAACUAUAAUUCUUCAAGGGCAGAAGAUUUGUUUGGAGGGAUUAACAAAGAGGAGGCUUUAUUAGGAGCCUGUCUUGUCUUCAGUUUAACUGAUGUUGUUGACAGGAUGUCUGUUUCACUAUUUGAAACUGAAAAGACUGGAGAGGACUUUCUAUGCCUGGUGAAAUUAAGGGCAGGCAGGUACUUGCUCAAGUGUAUCAAGAGGCUAGCCCAGUUUAAUGUUGAUGAGGAUGGAGUACCUAUGCUUUUGGAUCUCCAAGGUAGAUUGGAGAGGUGGAGGCAUCAAGGGAAAGAAGUACCAGAGUUUCACAAAGAUCUAGAUGAUGCCCUUAAAGGUUUAAGCACUAAGUCAUCAUGAGAUUCUUAAAGCUACGGAGCCCUUUGCUUAUGCACAGCAUCCUAGAGAAGUUUUACAAUUCAGCAUAGGAGAUUGAGUCUAUAGGAAGCAUAUGAGUAAUGGAUCCUUGUGUUUUAAUAGCAUGUGGGAUCGUAUUAGAUCUUCAAAGCAAGAGUUAACUGGUUUAAAUUGGUGUGGGUCCUUCCUGAUUUCCGGUUAAUGUUAUCAUCCAUUCAUAAUAGGAUCAAGAUACAAAAACCAUAACUGUCAACUUCAUAAAUCCAGGGGAAUCCAGGUAAUCAGGGCUGAGAACUCUCUCUAUAAUAUUGAAAAACCACUUGAUGGAUCACAUCAAGAGUUGUGAUGGAGUAAGGCUAGGGCUCCUCUGUAAACAGGGUUUUUCUUGUAUGUUCUUUUAAGAAUAGCUUGGUAGUUGGUCCUCGCAUGUUGGGUGAAAGCAACAACGAUUGCACCAGCAGGCUUGUAUGGAAUUCAGCAGUAUUUUCCACUCAAUUUGCUCGGAUGUCAAGAUGAAGAUUUCUGUGGGACAAACUUACAAAUACUCAACCGACGGCUGCACGCUAAAGACUUGCCUGUAUGAAUUUGCAAGACUAAAAGCUUUCAGACUAUAUGUAGCCUGUUUAUGAUGUAUGACAGAUAAUACCUUGCCUAUGUACCUAAAGCAUCUUUCAACCA